Messenger RNA from Coregonus clupeaformis (lake whitefish), 1886 nucleotides. RefSeq names its product up-regulator of cell proliferation-like. Lineage: Eukaryota; Metazoa; Chordata; Actinopteri; Salmoniformes; Salmonidae. The coding region runs from base 123 to 1886 and encodes 587 amino acids. The transcript is spliced from 2 exons. The record is from RefSeq and is a predicted model, not a curated record.
CCUACCACUGUCCAGGGACAGAACCACACAUCACUACCACAUCUUCACACAUCAUCACUCUCUCUGACCUGCAGAGUGGGACUCAAUACUCAGUCACUGUCUGCACUGUGCUGAAGAAUGGAAUGCAAAGUCAACUGGUGUCAACAACCCUCACCACAAAACCCUGUCUCAUGGAGCUGUUGUCAAAGACUGGACUAGAAGAUCAUUAUGAAAACAAGCUGACGUUAAGUACUGUCCUUGAGAUAAAUGCUACUACUACAUCAGAUGAACCACUUACCACUAUGCAGUCACUUCCAGGGGCCUUCCUUAAUAAAUUAAUGAUGGCAAAUGUGAACGCUAGGAGUGUCAAAUGUCUGACCACUGACCAGGAAGUUCCGUAUUAUGGAGUAGACAACCUGGACACUGACUCUGAUACCAGCAAUGUCAUUAAUCCACUGGACCUGAUUACAGCCCUGUUUCUGUGCUCAGAUGGUUUCCUGCAGCAGGAGAUGGUCCAGAAAAUGUCAAUGUGUCAGUUUGCUGUUCCUCUCCUGCUGCCAAACUGUGACACAGAACAAAGCACUUUGAUGCUGUGGGCCCUGAGGGACAUAGUGAAGAAGUUUAGAUCCUCUUCACAAACGGCCACAAAUGCUUUCGUGGAGGAGAGAAUAGUUCUCUCUGAUAUUCCUAUGGUGUCUUUUGUUAGGCUAGGAGAGAGCAGCUUGUCCAAGUCUCAGAUUUUGAACAAGUUGCUUAGUAACCCUCAACAGUACCAUGAUACAUUUGUUCAUCAUGAUAUGGAAUGUGGCGAUGUACCUCAGAGGAUUUCAGAUGGUCUAGUUGAAAUCAGCUGGUACUUUCCAUGUGGGAACAGAAACAUAGACAUGUUCAAAGAACCUUUCACUGUGGCCAAUCUCAGAGGAGACAUCAGGUCCUCUGAAACACAGUUCUCCUUUCUGUGUCAAACAUCAGCUGCAGUUUACAUUUUCAUUGAUGAUUUCGAGGCAGAUCUCAAGGUUUUGGAAGGAAAAAGCACAAAAGCAGAGUUAUUUCUGGUUGUCAACUCUCAGAGAAAAACAUUCAAGGUAGACACAUUGAAGAAAAUGAUCACACAAUACAGUAUCAAAGAAACAAAUGUGAUUGUGAAAAAGAAGCAGAAUGAUGCAGAAUUUGUCAAAACCCUGCAGUCAUCUGUGGGUGACAUCAUCAAAAAAAGUAAAAACAGACUGACAAUUGAAAACAUGGCUGCCGUGGCUCAUCAGUUUGGGAUUCUGAUUGAUGAAGACGGUGAGUGUCAGAGUGCCAGGACGAUGGCAGAUGAAAUCACCAGGAACAUCACAGACACAAUUAAAUUCAAAGAUGAACAGCUACCCUUACAAGGCCAAAUCUGGAAAGAGCUUUCCCAGUUGGAAAAGGAGAGGUGUAGGCUGAGAAAAGCAGGGGAUGCAGACAUUGAACACUACAAGAGCUCUCUGAAGAAAAAGGAGGAGGAAUUGAGAAAGAAGCAAAAUCAAUUUGAAAUGUCAGAUGCAAUGGCAAGCUUCAUUUUCGGAAUGUCAAAAUCAGGACCUGAGCGAUCCUAUUUCCUCAAAUGGAUGCGGAUAAAUCUGGACAAUCUGUCACUGCAGAACCUGUCUGUUUUGCGGGACCAGUACAAAGAUCUUUGCCAACAUUCUCCGGAGAAAAAAGAUGACAUUAAAGAUUUGGAUAAGCAAUUAUCUAACUGUUCAUUAGGUCUUGAACACUUUCUUCGUGAGUUGGGCCAGUUAUAUGAAGCUUCCUGCUCCCUCCCUGAAAGUAGCCUACAAAGGAAACAGAUGGAGCAUCUUCCUGGAUUGUGUGCUCAGAUGCUGUUGGAUGGUUUCCCCAUUGAGCUUGUGGAUGGAGAUGCAUCAAAUAUCCUCUAA